GCUUCCACUAACAGAUCGCGUCUUUCUUGGAAAACAUCUAACAUCUAGGACAACUCGUUUUGAUUCAAGUUUGUUUUCGAAUUACCCUCGUUCAGGACUAAACCAAGAUGAAGCUCCUCAUUGUAACACUUUGCGUUCUUGCUGCACUUAUCCCUUCUGCUCUAUCCAUCAAGUGUUACGUCUGCAAUAACAAUGAUGGAAACUGUGUGACUGGGAAGAUGACGUGCCCAAACGUGCUCAUGACCAUGGACACUUGCGUGAAGACGAAAACUGGCAGUGCGAUUGCUAAGACCUGCUCUACAAGCUCAAUCUGCAGCACUCUCAAGAACGCUUGCAAGAACUCAGGAAAAUGUGAAGCCUAUUGCUGUGACAGUGACCUGUGUAACGGAGGUGUACCCUUGAAGCCUGUGACGUUCAUGUCUCUCCUCGCCAUGGCUCUCGCCGUUGCUAAGUACCUGAUGUAACCAUGACAACGGAAUAUCCAAAAAGGCAGAUCUUUGUCAAGCACUUUAACGUAGAUUUCAUUAAGUCGUGUCGAUAUUGGAAUAACACAUCGGGCAUGUAAUCACCACCUUUUUUUAUAUAAAAAUACAGGUAUGAAACAAAAAGCAAAUAG
This is a messenger RNA of Actinia tenebrosa (Australian red waratah sea anemone), 616 nucleotides long. RefSeq lists its product as uncharacterized. The record is from RefSeq and is a predicted model, not a curated record. NCBI's taxonomy places the organism in Eukaryota, Metazoa, Cnidaria, Anthozoa, Actiniaria, Actiniidae.